AUUACUUGUUAAAUAUUUCAUUAUUUUUUUUUCUAAAUUAACGACAAUUUUUCUUCUAUAUGCAACUCAAAAAAUUGUUUUCUUUUCUGCAAAAGGGUUAUACUUACCACUUUACCAGCAACCCCACCUGAUCGACAUUAAGCAUACUUCAUUUCUCAAUAUUUACAUAGUUUAUUAACCAAAACAAGAUCAUUUUAUAUAUUAUUAUGUAUCUAGACAUAAUAAUAUAUAAAAAAGAAAAAAAGAAUGUUGUCAAGAAAAAAGAACGUCAGAGUUUAUGAUUUAGUAAUGAAGAAGUUCAUCAAAAAGCUUGAAGCUGGAGUUCGUGAAAUCUCUUCUAUCUCCAUUCAUCCUGGUGGUGAUAAUGUUAUUGUGGGAAGUAAAGAUGGAAAGUUAUGUUGGUUUGACAUGGAUCUUUCUUCAAAACCUUACAAAGUUCUCAUAUCUCACAAUAAAGACAUAACAAAUGUGGCUUUCCAUCGCAACUACCCUUUGUUUACAGCUUGUUCACAUGAUUCCACAGCAUAUGUUUUCCAUGGCAUGGUCUAUUCAGAUCUGAAUCAUAAUCCUCUUAUUGUUCCUUUGGAGAUUCUUCAUGGCCAUAGAGACACAAAUGGAAGAGGUUUCUUCUAACUUAUCAAUAUGUCCACAAAAUAAAUUUAAACCUUUUUCAUCACCCAACGCAACACAAAGUUCAAAAGAUUAUCAUCAGAUUUGGAAAACAAAUAUAACCGAAUGAAAGCUAAAACUAGUUUGCUAAUUUUCUUUAAAUCGACAAGAGCCUCAUUCAAAGUUGCACUAGUUUGCUAA
Molecule: messenger RNA, 810 nt
Organism: Lactuca sativa (garden lettuce)
Lineage: Eukaryota; Viridiplantae; Streptophyta; Magnoliopsida; Asterales; Asteraceae
Product: ribosome biogenesis protein BOP1 homolog
Biological process (GO): ribosome biogenesis; maturation of LSU-rRNA from tricistronic rRNA transcript (SSU-rRNA, 5.8S rRNA, LSU-rRNA)
Cellular component (GO): PeBoW complex; preribosome, large subunit precursor
Molecular function (GO): ribonucleoprotein complex binding; protein binding
Source: RefSeq, a predicted model, not a curated record